Lentinula edodes (shiitake mushroom) is the source of this 1104-nucleotide messenger RNA. RefSeq names its product Clavaminate synthase-like protein. NCBI's taxonomy places the organism in Eukaryota, Fungi, Basidiomycota, Agaricomycetes, Agaricales, Omphalotaceae. Gene Ontology annotation, molecular function: dioxygenase activity. The transcript has 10 exons. Bases 1 to 1104 code for a protein of 367 amino acids. The record is from RefSeq and is a predicted model, not a curated record.
AUGCCUAUCCCCACAGCCCCCCUUAUUCCUCUGUACCAGCCCGCCCCAGUAACCAGGGAAGCUCUCGAUUAUGCUGAUUUGGCUAUCAUCGACCUCCGCAACUUCGCGACUACCGCUGAAGAACGUGGAAAACUGGCAUUACAAGUACGAGAAGCCAUGUCCAGUCAGGGAUUUUUCUAUGUGAUUGGCCAUGGUUAUUCCAGUGAACAGAUGAAACGCAUGUUUGACAUCGCAGAUGUCCCGUUCUCACGAGUUAGCCAUGAUGAGAAGGAAAAAUAUCUGGCGUCGACGAAGCAAGCAGGCUCUUUCCAAGGGUAUAAGCUACGUCAAUAUUGGCACAUCGACAACGGCGUUCUUGAUCAGGUCGAAACUUACAAUAUCCAUCGCGAUGUCAGUAGUCGAGCUCAUCCGGAAGCUCUUCGACCUUUGCUUCCCGAGAUUGAUCAAUUUGCACGUCAUUCGCAUAUCAACGUACUGGGUCCCAUCUUGAGGCUAAUGGCUCUUGGAUUAGAACUUCCUGAAGAGACUCUCCUCGAUAUGCACAGGUGGGAUGGUGACUCAGAAACAUACCUUCGAUACAUGAAGUAUUUUCCCCGAAGUGCAGAAGAUGAACAGAAAACCAAGAAUGUUUGGCUGAAGGGCCAUAAUGAUAUCGGUACCAUUACGCUUCUUUACAGUCAGCCAGUUUCUGCUUUGCAGAUCUUAGCUCGUGAUGGUACAUGGAAAUGGGUUAAACACAUUGACAACGCUAUUGUCGUGAAUUCAGGGGAUGCGAUGGAUUUUCUUUCAGGGGGGUUAUAUCGUGCUACAAUUCAUAGAGUGGUACAGCCACCGCCCGAUCAGCGUCAAUACACACGUUUGGGCAUUUUCUAUUUCUGCAUGGCUGACGACGAUGUAAAGCUCGCUCCUCUCGCUGCGAGUCCGGUAUUGCAACGUCUAGGCAUAAAGCGCCGCUUUGAGAAAGACGAGGAUGCGCCAGUGAUGGCCGAAUGGCGGAAGGCCCGCACCGCGGCUUAUGGGCAAAGUAUCUUAUCGAAAUCAUCGGAGGAAACGGAUAUCGAGCAAGAGGUCAUUCAAGGUGUGGUCGUGAAGCAUUACAGUUAA